AGAAGAAGAAUAUCCUCUGUGACGUCACCGGCGUGUUGUGGAGAGGAGCUGGAGGAAGAUGGCGGGGUCCAAGGUGAAGCAGGACAUGCCUCCUCCGGGAGGCUAUGCUGCCUUCGAUUAUAAGAGAAAUUUACCGAAACGAGGACUUUCGGGAUAUAGUAUGUUCGGCAUUGGCAUUGGCAUCAUGGUGUUUGGUUACUGGACUUUUAAAUGGAACAGAGAGAGGAGGCGUUUGCAGAUCGAGGAGCUGGAAGCCAGGAUAGCUCUGAUGCCUCUACUGCCAGAACAUGACCGAAGAACCUUACGUAUGCUGAGGGAAAACCUAGAAGAGGAGGCGAUCCUCAUGAAGGAUGUUCCAGGUUGGAAGGUCGGUGAGAGCGGUCUUCCACACAGACCGCUGGGUUACUCCUCUGUCACAGGAACUCUUCAACCUCAAGCCCCGGAGGAGCUUUUGCACAAGCGCUUUGGCUUCUUGUGGUACGUGUGAUCAGCGGUAGAGGAACGGCAUCCUGAGCUCCUCCACCUUCCACAGCCGUCACUCGGUUCAGCUUGUAAAUGUUCAAUAUUAAAGUAUCUUUUUUUUCUGUAA
This is a messenger RNA of Acanthochromis polyacanthus (spiny chromis), 589 nucleotides long. It is a transcript of the gene ndufa13, whose product is annotated as NADH:ubiquinone oxidoreductase subunit A13. The record is from RefSeq and is a predicted model, not a curated record. Lineage: Eukaryota; Metazoa; Chordata; Actinopteri; Pomacentridae.